Acanthisitta chloris (rifleman) is the source of this 1871-nucleotide messenger RNA. It is a transcript of the gene C6, whose product is annotated as complement component 6. The transcript is spliced from 11 exons. Gene Ontology annotation, biological process: immune response. The record is from RefSeq and is a predicted model, not a curated record. Gene Ontology annotation, cellular component: membrane attack complex. NCBI's taxonomy places the organism in Eukaryota, Metazoa, Chordata, Aves, Passeriformes, Acanthisittidae. Gene Ontology annotation, molecular function: protein binding. The annotation marks the transcript as partial.
AUGGAUGCCUUUGCUAUGGACAAGACUAUGCUAAUGCACCUGGUCCUGCUGAGCAUGGUGAUUGGGAGCAGCCAGGGGUGCUACUGUGAACAUUACCCAUGGGGAUCGUGGUCUGCCUGUUCACAAACCUGCAAUUACGGCACUCAGACCAGGCACAGGCAAAUAAGAGUGGAUGAAUAUUAUCUUGAAAACUACUGUGACCGGCUGUGCACAAAGCAGGAAUCUCGUGCAUGUAACCAGGAAACAUGUCCUAUCAACUGUCUGCUCGGGGACUUUGGCCCUUGGUCAGAUUGUGAUCCAUGCAUUAAAAAACAAUUUCGUACCAGGAAACUCCUGCGACCAUCCCAGUUUGGGGGUCAGGUCUGUACUGAGCCACUGGUGGAUUCCCGCCCGUGUUUCCCAACUAAACUCUGCAACAUAGUGGAAGUUGAUUGCAAGGACAAAUUUCAGUGUGAAAGUGGUCGCUGUAUUUCAAAAACAUUGGAAUGUAAUGGACAAAAUGACUGCGGGGACAACUCUGAUGAAAGAAAUUGUAGAAGGAAAAAGACUGUGUGUAACAGACAGUAUGAGAGCAUCCCAGGAGUGCAUUUGAUAAGCAGUGGAUUUCACGUUCUAGCAGGAGAGAGCCGAGGACAAGUCCUUGACAACUCAUUCAAUGGAGGAAAAUGCACAACAGUGAAGCACAGUGAAACAAGGAAAUCCUAUCGCGUUCCUGAGAAUUUAGAGGCUGUCAACUUUCAGGUAACAGACGAAGAGGAUGAUGUAAAAUCAGAUUUCUACAAUGAUUUGACUUCUCUGAGUGAUAGUGUUUCUGUACUUGGAGCAGCUUCUACUGCAGCUAGAACAACUUUUCGUGUCCCAAUUUUCUACUCAAAAAAGACACGGGUUACAGUUACAUCAUUUUCUUCCUUCAAGAAAGCCAUUGCAGCCUCACAUGAAAAGAAUUCCAACUUUAUUAGAGUCCAUAAAGUAAUUUCUGUUGCAAACUUCACAAUGAAGCAGUCAGAUCUGCAGCUCUCAGAUGUCUUUCUAAAAGCCCUUAACCAUCUGCCCCUGGAGUACAACUAUGCUUUAUACAGCAGAAUAUUUGACGAGUUUGGCACCCAUUACUACACCUCUGGGAAGAUGGGUGGUUCCUAUGACAUUCUUUACCAGUAUAGCUCUGAGGAACUGAAGAACUCAGGCCUGACAGUGGAUGAAUCAACAGAGUGUGUCCGAACAGAAACAAAAGUCCGUGUGCUCUUCUUCACUAGAAAGAAAGUCAAGAACAGGUGCACCUCAAACAGGAUGGCUGAGAAACAUGAAGGUUCCAUUUUGCAGUCAUCUGAACGGUCAGUCUCCCUGGUAAAAGGUGGCAGGUCAGAGCAGGCAGCAGCUCUGGCCUGGGAGAAAAAAGGAGCUUUUCCAGAACACAUCAUCUUCAAAAACUGGUUGGAAUCAACAAAGGACAAUCCCGUGGUGGUUGACUUUGAUGUGUCGCCCAUUGUGGAUUUGGUGAAGAACGUGCCAUGUGCUGUGACCAAACGCCGCAACCUGUGGAGAGCCCUGACAGAAUACACAGGCAGGUUUGACCCUUGCCAGUGUGCCCCAUGCCCCAACAAUGCCAGGCCUGUUCUCUCUGGGAUGGAGUGCCUCUGCCUGUGCCAGGCUGGCACCUACGGCAAAAACUGUGAGACACGAGCUCCAGAUUACAAAUCAGUUGCUGUAGAUGGUCGCUGGGGUUGCUGGUCUGAAUGGAGUUCAUGCAAUGCUUCAUUCAAAAGAAGAAGGACCCGGGAAUGUAAUAACCCCUCUCCAGUGAAUGGUGGGAAGCCAUGUGAAGGGGAGCGGGAAGAAGAGGAGGACUGUUAUAUCUCUCUGUUCGCAGACAA